Messenger RNA from Histoplasma mississippiense, 1920 nucleotides. Its product is annotated as serine/threonine-protein kinase cot-1. NCBI's taxonomy places the organism in Eukaryota, Fungi, Ascomycota, Eurotiomycetes, Onygenales, Ajellomycetaceae. The record is from RefSeq and is a predicted model, not a curated record. The coding region runs from base 1 to 1920 and encodes 639 amino acids. Gene Ontology annotation, molecular function: protein serine/threonine kinase activity; ATP binding. Gene Ontology annotation, biological process: peptidyl-serine phosphorylation; intracellular signal transduction. The transcript has 5 exons.
AUGGAAUCGAGCAACGGGAACAACAAUAACAACGACAAUAACAAUAACAGCCGGCUCCAUUUGAAUUUCGGUUUCAAUGAUCGUCCGUACACCGCCUCCGCAAACAACAGGGCUUAUCCAACCACGCCUUCGACCUUCCCCCAGCCGAUGUACCCCGGUGGCCAGGAGCAUGUCGAUUCUCAGAGCCCUCAUAUUGCCGUGGGGGGGCAAGGCUAUUUCAUGAACAAUCCGUAUGCUCCCCAGCAACCGCAUGCUCCGACUCAACAAUAUGGCCAACAAGCCGCACCUUCGCCUCAAGCAACCUACCAAGCCCGUCCUGGCUACCAGACGAAUGAUGCGACAAAUGGUCUGAUUCAGCAAUUUUCAAACCAGGAUUUGGGAGGUGCGCAUCCUCGGGCUGGGAUGUUUGGCCGCAAUCCUGCUUCAGGACAACGCCCACGUACUGCCGGUGCCCAGCCGUCGCCCCAAGCCUCGGGACACGGUGGCCCGCCAAUGCCAACCCGUAGCCCUAAACCUGCUGCAGAGGAGGAAGAAUUGGUGAGAUGUGUUGAGAAAUACUCGGAGAAUGUGCAUAAACGUGGCAGAGCGGCGAAGGAACUGGUCAACGUUUUCUUCCGUGAGAACAUUGAACGUGCCCGUGACCGUAAUCUUCGAGCUGUCAAUCUCGACAAGGUCUUGACGAACCCAAGCCUUCCAGAGGCGCGCAAACGCCAAGAAGCGGAAACUGUGGCCAAAAAAGAAGCAAAUUUCCUUCGCUUCAUUCGGACCAGAGAAACGCCAGCCAACUUCCAAACUCUAAAAAUCAUUGGCAAAGGUGCAUUUGGGGAGGUCAAGCUUGUGCAGCGAAAGACUGAUGGAAAGAUAUAUGCCCUGAAAUCCUUAGUCAAAACAGAGAUGUUCAAAAAGGAUCAACUUGCUCACGUCCGUGCUGAGCGCGAUAUUCUAGCCGAUUCAAAAGAUAGCCCAUGGCUUGUGAAGUUGCACGCGUCUUUCCAAGACAAGGCUUACCUUUAUUUACUUAUGGAGUUUUUGCCUGGUGGCGAUUUGAUGACUAUGCUCAUAAAAUUCUACAUGGCGGAAAUCGUGAUGGCUAUUGAAGCGGUUCACAAGCUCGGGUUUCUUCAUCGGGAUAUCAAGCCAGACAAUAUCCUCCUAGACCGUGGUGGGCAUAUUAAGCUCACCGAUUUUGGUCUGUCCACCGGUGGGAAAAAGCAACAUGACAAUUCUUACUACCAACAGCUUCUAAAAAACACUUCUGCAUCGAAGGAUAAGAACCGGAACUCUGGCUUCUUCUCUGACGCUAUCAACUUGACUGUGUCCAAUCGUGGCCAGAUCAAUACUUGGAGAAAAUCUCGUAGGGCUAUGGCUUAUUCGACCGUCGGAACCCCUGACUAUAUUGCACCCGAAAUAUUCAAUGGUCAGGGCUAUACCUAUUUGUGUGAUUGGUGGUCUGUCGGUGCGAUCAUGUUCGAAUGUCUCGUGGGAUGGCCCCCGUUCUGUGCCGAAGAGCCCACGGAUACGUACCGGAAAAUUGUAAACUGGCGCGAGUGUCUCUGGUUCCCUGACGAACUGACACUCUCUCAUGAUUCGGAACAUCUGAUUAGAAGCUUCCUUUGUGACCCUGAACACCGCAUUGGUCGAGAAGGCGGCGCCCAGUUCGGAGCUACACAAAUCAAAAACCAUCCGUUCUUCCGUGGCGUGGUCUGGGACCAACUUCGCAAGAUUCGUGCACCAUUCGAGCCCAAACUCACCUCGAAUGUGGACGUAUCGUACUUCCCAAUUGAUGAGAUCCCACAAGAGGACAACUCAGCCCAACUCCGUGCUCAGGCUCGCGCCAUGCCAGAAGAGCAGGAAGCUGAAAUGAGCCUUCCAUUUAUUGGAUAUACAUUCAAGGCCUUCAAUGCCUUCCAAGGAAGCUAG